AUGGCUAACAUAAGAACCUCCAUGAAGGCUGAAGCCGAGUCCCUUAAAAGUCUGGUGGAAUCAGUAACUACUGAAAAUAUGGAAGAGGUGAACACAAUAGAGCAGUCAUUACUGAAAAAAUUAAAUAAUCAAGAAACAACAAUAGAAAAGUAUAUAACCUACCUCAAUGACCUGGAUAAAAAGUUCCGUGUUUAUACAAAUCCAACCCAUACCAGAAACAACAAAACCAGUGACGCCUAUCAGUCAGGCAGACUCUGGGUCAGUGAAUGUGUUGGUAACCUUGUUCAAACAGAUCUACAGGGGAAUCAGCUACAGAAAAUAAGAACCAGUGGUGUAAAUAGUUUCCACCCUGUGACACAGGACGGAGAUCUGAUCUUUACAGACAUGGACGAGAAAGUCCUUAAAAGGACAACACUGCAUAACAAUAUCACUCAAUUCCUUGAAACCAGACAAACCAUACCAUUCUGCAUACAUUCCUCCCACAUCAAUGGGGACUUACUGGUGGGGAUGGGGACAAGAGGAGAGGCUAAAGUCACCAGGUACAACAAGAAAGGAAAAGAACUACAGAACAUACAGAGGGAUAAAAAAGGACAGGGGCUGUAUAAUGCACCAUACUACAUAACAGAAAACAUCAAUGGAGAUAUCUGUACAUGUACUUCAGACUGUGAUAAAAAGGCAGUAGUGGUGGUGAAUAGAGUAGGAAAACACAGAUUCUCCUACACAUGUCAGGGGUCAAAGUUUCGUCCCCAUGGAAUCUGUACUGAUGUCUUCGGUCACAUACUGGUGUGUGAUCUGUUCAAUGUUCACCUCCUUGAUCAGGAUGGUCAGUUCCUAUCUCUACUUAUCACACCAAAACAAGUAUCUGAUCCCAUUAGUGUAUUGUGGAUAACGAGAACAAUCUUUAUGUGGGACAAGAUAACAACACAGUAA
Messenger RNA from Saccostrea cuccullata (small rock oyster), 930 nucleotides. RefSeq lists its product as uncharacterized. Bases 1 to 930 code for a protein of 309 amino acids. Lineage: Eukaryota; Metazoa; Mollusca; Bivalvia; Ostreida; Ostreidae. The transcript has 2 exons. The record is from RefSeq and is a predicted model, not a curated record.